Messenger RNA from Solea solea (common sole), 2423 nucleotides. It is a transcript of the gene med1l, whose product is annotated as mediator of RNA polymerase II transcription subunit 1-like. The transcript has 18 exons. Gene Ontology annotation, biological process: cellular response to thyroid hormone stimulus; regulation of transcription by RNA polymerase II. The record is from RefSeq and is a predicted model, not a curated record. Gene Ontology annotation, molecular function: transcription coregulator activity; nuclear thyroid hormone receptor binding; nuclear vitamin D receptor binding. The coding region runs from base 180 to 1850 and encodes 556 amino acids. Gene Ontology annotation, cellular component: mediator complex. NCBI's taxonomy places the organism in Eukaryota, Metazoa, Chordata, Actinopteri, Pleuronectiformes, Soleidae.
UGUCAGGUUGACGACAGUGGACGAACGGGGCUAAUGUGCUACGUAACCAACUGAGCAGGUGAACCUUACCGUCACCUAAUUAACCGUCUGAAGGGAAGUUCAAAAUGGAUGCAACGUCUCCAGUGACACAUAUGAGACAUAAAAGUGGAGAUCCUCUGUGAAGUCACAACAUACCAGAUAUGAAAGAAAAGUCAAUAAUAUCUAACCUGCGUCUGAAGUUUGCAGAAAGGAGCUGGAAUGACACUUUUCAGCUGGUCCGCAGAUGCAUGGAAAAAUCCAGAGAUGAAUCCAGACCCUGUGCGCCACUGGUUAGAUCCCUGGAAAGACUCCAAGAGGAGUUUAAUGUGUCGUCUUUGAAUAUCACAAAGUCUCGCCUGGAGAUGAUCGCCAAACAACAGGGAAUGGGUUUUCAUGUCACUGAGGCCACGUGUUACCUCACAGCCGACCUGUUCUACCUGGAGGUGGUGUUGGAACAGUGUGGUCGGGUGGAGGAAGUAAAGGUGGCUCCACAAGUAGGACCUCCCGUUUCCAGUGAGUCCCUCCUGCAGCUGCUGAGGGUGAAGAACUAUACUGACUUCUCCAGGAAAUUAGCAGGCCUCUUUGCCCAGUACAACAUGCCUGGAGACAACAGUGACAUCAAAUUAAAACUUUUUACAUCUCUACAACACCUCGGGAAAGACUUGCUGCAAAUAUCAGUUUUGCAAAGGGCACCAAAUGACUGUGACUCCAAGAUAGACCUGAUUAACAGUGGAAGGACUGGGUGUGUAAUUGAAGGAAAAGAAGAUUGCCCUCUGAUCAUCCAGUUCUAUGUCACUCCAACUGAGUCCGAUUCACAAACAGCAGAUUCAAAGCCAGUUAUCCAUGAAGCCCAGGUGACUGUCAGUGCCAGCGACGUGGCUCACAAGCUUCAGAUGUCAUCUCUGAUCCCGCAGCCUCCACAGCUGGAUCCUCAUGGUUCUCCUGUGUUCCUGCUGUUAAAUGAAGUGCCACAUGAGACACAGCCAGCCUGCUUCCUCCUCAAACUGCAGCCGUUUGUACCAAUGACGGCAUCUUUUGUGAAGAAGCUGAGUCUGAUUACAGAUGUGACUGUACCAGAUGUUGACCUGCAGUGGGCGCCCUUACCCAGUCUCCUGGUGCGAGGUUCACAGAGUGCAAACAGCCACAGGGAGACAUCAGAUGAGCAGGAUACUAUUUAUACAGUGAAAUUUCCUGAUGUGAGUCACAGUUACAUUCUCCCUCGAGCUGCAUGGCAGGCAUCUGCACAGAUAGCGACUGUGAUGAGCAGCGUUCCCUUCACCCAUCCUGCUCAUGUCCCGGCUAUACUGGAGCUGCUGCGACAUCAGUGUGUCAUCAACACCCUGCUGAGGAGCUGUGUCACUGGAGCCACUCCAGGCCCGGAUUGUGACCUGCACUUUGAAGUCCUGCCAGAGACGGACACCAGCUUUUCUGUGACCUUCAACCCUCCUGACACUGACUCCCUCGCUGUUUUGCUGGUGAACAUAUCCGAUUCUCAUCAGAUCACCUGCAGCUUGUUUGGAGCAGGAACAGGUGAUGCGACCACGGAUCAGUACAUCUCCACUGUCAUUACGAGGUGCAUGUCUGUUCCUGUGACCUUGAGGACACUGUGCUCAAAGCUCAAGGAACUCGCCUCCACUCCACGUUCUCCGAGCCGCCUGGCCACCGCGGAGGCCGAAAAUUACCACUCUGCUCCCUCAAGUGCCGCUGUGACGGACACCGACAGCACCGCGACAAAGUUGUCCCCGGGUGCAGCUGUGGCUGAGGACAGCUCCAGUGUUUCUGGCGCAGCCUGCUACGCCAUGUCUGUCGCCGAUUCUGAGCUUCUGACUUAAAGAAAAACAAGUCAGUCCUUAAACACUCACUACUUGGUUGGUGUAUCGUCUCAUUGGAUGGGCAGCGAUGCUUCACCGUGAACACUAACUUUAACUUCUUUGUGCUGAGCAAAUAUCUUAAAAUGUGAUUAUACAUAUUUGUGUUUUUAUGUUGCCAUUUUCUUCACAAAACAAAUAGGGAUAAAUAGAAAACAAGUCACGCAGGAGUUGAAGUUUUUUUUGGAGUGAAGAUGCUCUGUAACUGCAGCACUUUCUUUGUUAGCGUUUCUUACUAUGCAUUCCACUGUGGCAGAGAUUGCUGCCUGUUAAGGGUUGAGGUUUGGCUUUUGACCUCUCUCAGACAGCCAACAUCCCAGUCCACUGAGGCCUCGUGAGACAAUCAGACGUUUCUUAAAAGAAGACGAUGCCUUCCCAGUAGCUCGUAAUGAUAAAGUAAAGAUCAACACACUGCGUAUUAAAAUGACGAGUAGCUUUGUUGGAUUCAUAAAUGAUUCUGUCAACGUUUCUACGCACAGUGUUGUUUUGGGGUUUUUUUACGUUGGGAAAAUAAAACUUAGCGCACUUAAGAAAUGA